This is a messenger RNA of Nicrophorus vespilloides, 1506 nucleotides long. It is a transcript of the gene Arp2, whose product is annotated as actin-related protein 2. Gene Ontology annotation, biological process: Arp2/3 complex-mediated actin nucleation. Bases 119 to 1318 code for a protein of 399 amino acids. The record is from RefSeq and is a predicted model, not a curated record. Lineage: Eukaryota; Metazoa; Arthropoda; Insecta; Coleoptera; Silphidae. The transcript is spliced from 7 exons. Gene Ontology annotation, cellular component: actin cortical patch; Arp2/3 protein complex. Gene Ontology annotation, molecular function: actin filament binding.
UAUACAAUCUGUCAUCUUGAGGUGUGGUAGUCGUUCGGUUGGAUUAUGAUUCACUGAUUUAUUUGAUUACCGUAGUUUUGUAUGGUUUUUUGGGUAGUUUUUAAUUUUAAAUGUGAAAAUGGAUAGUCAAGGCAGAAAAGUGAUCGUUUGUGAUAAUGGUACCGGGUUCGUUAAAUGCGGCUAUGCCGGUAGCAAUUUCCCAGCUCACAUCUUCCCCUCGAUGGUCGGAAGGCCCAUCAUCCGCGCCGUCAACAAAAUUGGUGACAUCGAAGUCAAAGGGUUACACGUUGAUGAUUUGAUGGUUGGAGAUGAGGCAUCAGCACUUAGGUCACUUCUGGAAGUCAACUACCCCAUGGAGAAUGGUGUCGUCCGGAAUUGGGAUGAUAUGUGUCAUGUUUGGGAUUACACAUUUGGACCUAAAAAGAUGGACUUGGAUCCAAAGGAAACUAAGAUAUUGCUGACGGAACCUCCGAUGAACCCGAUCAAGAAUCGGGAGAAAAUGAUUGAGGUCAUGUUCGAGAAGUACGGAUUCGCUGGUAGUUACAUUGCUAUUCAAGCCGUAUUAACGUUAUAUGCUCAGGGAUUAUUGUCCGGAGUUGUGGUUGAUUCUGGAGACGGAGUAACGCACAUAUGUCCCGUGUAUGAGGAGUUCGCACUGCCCCAUCUGACCAGACGUCUAGACAUCGCCGGUAGAGACAUAACCAGAUACCUCAUUAAGUUGCUAUUGCUCAGGGGCUAUGCUUUCAACCACUCCGCUGAUUUCGAGACGGUGCGAAUGAUGAAAGAGAAGUUGUGUUACAUCGGAUACGACAUCGAGACUGAACAACGGUUAGCCUUAGAAACUACCGUUCUCGUUGAACCCUACACAUUACCCGAUGGCAGAGUCAUAAAGGUAGGCGGAGAAAGAUUUGAAGCACCCGAAGCCCUGUUUCAGCCGCAUUUGAUAAACGUCGAAGGACAGGGCAUUGCAGAGCUGGUGUUCUCAACAAUACAGGCGGCCGACAUUGAUAUGCGUUCCGAAUUGUACAAGCACAUCGUCUUGUCCGGAGGCUCCACCAUGUACCCAGGACUGCCAUCACGGUUGGAGAGAGAGAUCAAACAACUGUACCUGGAACGGGUGCUCAAAAAUGACAUCGACAAACUGACAAAGUUCAAGAUCCGCAUUGAGGAUCCGCCCAGGCGCAAAGACAUGGUGUUCAUCGGAGGAGCGGUUUUGGCCGAAGUGAUGAAGGACCGCGACACCUUCUGGAUGUCCAAGCAAGAGUACGAAGAGCAGGGACUUCAUGUACUCAAAAAAUUAGGCACAAGGGCUGGCUAGACCAAAGGCGCAUAAUAAUAAAACGUAUUAAUCAAUAAAACAAUUUAGUGACCUCUGGAAAUGAGCAUGCAUGAAAAGCGAUUGGUCAAAAAUUGAAAUGAAAUAUAUGCCACAUUUGAAGAUGAAUACCAUCAAUUAUUAAAACAUUAUAACUAUAAUUAUUAAUAUUAUUAUUUCAAUUACUUCAU